Molecule: messenger RNA, 1221 nt
Organism: Eucalyptus grandis
Lineage: Eukaryota; Viridiplantae; Streptophyta; Magnoliopsida; Myrtales; Myrtaceae
Product: receptor-like protein 43
Exons: 2
Coding region: 1-1221 (406 amino acids)
Molecular function (GO): protein binding
Source: RefSeq, a predicted model, not a curated record
AUGAAUGCCCUGCUGCAGUUUAAAGAGAAAUAUGAAAUCGCCAAUUUUUUGGAUGAUCCUCUCGCUCGUCCCAUGACUCUGUCCUGGAAAAAUAGUCAGGAUUGCUACUCUUGGGAUGGGAACGAGUGCAACAAGAACACGGGCCAUAUAAGUGUUCUUGACCUGGGAAGCCGACUGCCGGACUUAAGCAAUCCCCUUGAAGAGCUACAACUGCCACUCACGACCUUUUCUGGAGAGCUACCCGCUUCAAUCGGAAUCCUUCCUUCCUUGAGCUAUCUCGACAUAAGUAAUUGCAAAUUCUCAGGAUCCAUCCUGGCUUCACUUGCUGAUCUUAGCAAUCUCAAAUACCUCAAUGUCUCAAUAAACCCAUUCACUGCCCAAUCCAUCUCCUUUUUUUCUUGGGUUGGGAAGAAGAAGAAGCUCACAACUUUGGCACCCGAAAAGAUCAAUUUAUAUGGCAAGAUUCCACCUUCAAUCGGAAACUCGUCUCAACCUAUGGAGUUAAACUUUGCUGACAACCAAUUAAGCGGUGCCAUCCCAUCUCAGCUCAUGAACCUCACCCAGCUGACUUUUUUAGUCCUCGCAAGCAAUCGAUUAUCGGGUUCUGUUCCGUCUUGGUUUAUGAACAUGACUCGACUGGUCAUGCUUGAACUUGCAGUCAAUAAAUUCCACGGCGAGAUACCUUCAUCAAUCUCUCAACUUCAAAAUCUCAAGGUCGUCCACCUUUACGAAAGCAACUUCAGCGGUACUAUUGAGCUAGAUAACUUUUACCCGAUGCAUGCCUUAUAUACGUACACCAUAGACCUCUCUCAUAACCUGUUGAAAGGACCACCCCCGAAGCACUAUCGUCAACAAUGUCCUAUGUAUAUCCAACAACCACCUAACGGGAGCAUUGCCAGCAUGGAUUGCAAUUUGAGUUCAGCAAUCACACUAGACUUGUCUUCUAACAAUCUGACUAGUGUGCUUCCUAUUUGUUUGGGCAAUAUCAGCGAAUCACUCAUGGUAUUGAACUUGAAAGGCAACAAUUUCCACGGAAGCAUUCCAGAGCUCUCGAUGAAGGAGAUGCAAUUGACGGUGCAAUUGACAAUGCUUCAUUUCAGCAAUGACCAGUUGCAAGGCAAUUUAUCAAGGUCCUUGGCCAAUUGCAAAAAGCUUAAGUUCAUCAACUUUGCAAACGCUCUUAUCAUGGACACCUUAGAGCUUCGUAUUCUUAUUUUGUGA